Thunnus maccoyii (southern bluefin tuna) is the source of this 2844-nucleotide messenger RNA. Its product is annotated as synaptotagmin-2-like. Gene Ontology annotation, biological process: synaptic vesicle endocytosis; cellular response to calcium ion; regulation of dopamine secretion. Bases 235 to 1533 code for a protein of 432 amino acids. The record is from RefSeq and is a predicted model, not a curated record. Lineage: Eukaryota; Metazoa; Chordata; Actinopteri; Scombriformes; Scombridae. Gene Ontology annotation, cellular component: synaptic vesicle membrane; dense core granule; axon. Gene Ontology annotation, molecular function: clathrin binding; syntaxin binding; calcium-dependent phospholipid binding. The transcript has 11 exons.
UUUGGGUACUCCAGUCUUGGGGUACAUUUGAAUGGGUUUCUGUGUGUGUAUAUGUGGAAGAGUUUACAGGAGGACAGAGUAAAGUGUCUCGGAGCCUGAGGAGAAGGGGAAGAGCUCAGUGUCCAGGGGAGAGCAACCUGCACCAAAGGAUUUCUGACUGACAGCAUUCUCACUGUGAUUACCUCCAGACACUUUCAAGAUCUGAGAAUCGGCUGGACUGUGCGUGCAGUCUAAAUGACGAAGUGGAACUUGUUCAAGCAUCAGACAACGCCCAUGGUCGCUGCUAAGCCAACGGGGGCCAGUGCCUUGACUGUGACUCCAGCCUCUGUCGCAUUAGUCUCUGCUGACAACUCCACCGAACCAGUCAACAAGAACGAUGCCUUCGACGAGAUCAAAAACAAGUUCCUGAAUGAGAUCGACAAGAUCCCACUGCCGUCCUGGGCCAUCAUUGCCAUUGCCGUGGUCGCUGCUUUACUCAUUCUAACAUGCUGCUUCUGCAUCAUCAAGAAAUGCUGUUGCAAGAAGAAGAAGAACAAGAAGGGCAAGAAGGGGAAGGGGGACAUGGGAAUGAAGAACCUGAAAGGGGGAGAGAAACAACAGGAUGAUGAUGAUGAAGAAGAUGACGUUGAGCCUGGACUGACUGGAGACGAGAAAGAGGAAGAAGUGAAGGAGAAAGAAAAGCUCGGGAAGCUGCAGUACUCCAUUGAUUAUGACUUCCAGGAGAACAAGCUGACUGUGGGAAUCUUGCAAGCAGCUGAUCUCCUCUCCAUGGACAGCGGUGGCACCUCUGACCCCUACGUCAAGGUCUUCGUCCUCCCUGACAAGAAGAAGAAGUUUGACACAAAGGUUCACAAGAAAACGCUCAAUCCUGUCUUCAAUGAGACCUUUACCUUCAAGAUUCCAUUCCAAGAGAUGGGAGGGAAGACUCUGGUGAUGUCAGUCUAUGACUUUGAUCGCUUCUCUAAACAUGAUGUCAUUGGUGAAAUUAAAAUACCCAUGAACACCCUUGACCUGGCAAAGCCAAUUGAGGAGUGGAGAGACCUGGACAGCGCAGAUCAAGAAGAGCCGGAGAAGCUGGGUGACAUUUGCAUCUCGCUGCGUUACGUUCCCACUGCUGGCAAACUCACCAUCUGUAUUCUGGAGGCCAAGAACCUGAAGAAAAUGGACGUGGGUGGACUGUCAGAUCCCUAUGUGAAGAUUAACCUGCUGCAGAAUGGAAAGAGGCUGAAGAAGAAGAAGACGACAGUGAAGAAGAACACUUUGAAUCCUUACUACAAUGAGUCCUUCAGCUUUGAGAUUCCUCUUGAGCAAAUGCAGAAAAUCGUAGCUGUGAUCACAGUGCUGGAUUAUGACAAGAUUGGCAAGAACGACGCCAUCGGGAAGAUCUUGGUGGGAAGCAAGUCCACAGGGGCCGGGCUGAAACACUGGUCCGACAUGCUAGCCAACCCCCGUCGCCCCAUCGCCCAGUGGCAUCCACUGCAGCCAGAGGAGGAGGUGGAUGCCGCCCUCGCAGCCCUGAAUGCCAAGAAGUAAACUCCCACCAGAACACAUUGUCCUCCACUUCCACCUACCCAUACAUUUCCCAUCAUUUCCCCAGCUCCCACAUAUCAGUGUAUAUUCCAGAAGAACACCGCCCCAGCCCUCCCUACCCCCACCACCCCCUUUCCUCUCCCACCGCCACCUUUCAAAAGAUCCAUAAAUAACCAUUUGACAUGAUGGGAAAUAUAGUUUAGAAAAGCAUCAUGUUAUAUUAAAUCAUGUCAUUGAAAAAAGAAGACAAGUUACAGGAUGGACAGAUACUCCGUUGAUUUCCUUUAGAUCUAUUUUUGUAUUGGGGUUGUGGUUCCAUUAUUAAGAAUACAGAGUAGACUAUGAAGAACAGUAAGAGUGCUAUGUGGGAACAUGGUGAUAGAGGGGAUAAAACAUACAUUCACUCAUAUUGUACUUCUCACCCCUUCCCUUUAGUGACACAGUUUGCUUAGAAUAGUGCUUAAUAAUAAAAUGCUUUAUACUGCCAUAUGAUAGAGAAAUAACACAAGCAGGUCCAUUCCUUAGGUGUAUUGUGCACCAUGUUCCACACCUGCCAGUUAUCAUACCAGAUGAUUCUGUUUGUUUAAAGUACAUUCCUAGAGUUGGGUAGCAAGUAGGGAUAGGCACAUAUCCAGUUACCCACAAACACACUGCCUUUUUGAUUAGUUAACCUUCCACCCAUCGUCUCAGGAAAACUGAGAGGAAACUGAAACUCCAUGCCUUUUUUUCUAAACGGGUUGUUCUUAUUCAAAUACUCCACUCGAUGAGAAAGAAAUGUUGGAUUCAAAAGCUUGACCGCUUGUUUUUUUCAGUGAUGUAAGGCUUACGACUAGUGUUAGUUUAUCCAUGAAAUGGUACGCUGGGAGAUGGAGGGAGUGAAGGAUUUUCAGUAAAAAAAAAAAAGGGUAUUUAUUUACAAGGUGUCGAUUACUGCCUGCAGUUUACCACCUCCCCUCCCAACGCCUCUGAUUCUCUAUCUCACUUGUUCAGUGCUACUGCCAUUAGUCAUGGACUUGACACAAGGGUUUUACUUCAAAGGAAUCCCUAUAACCGUCUUACAGUCAUAAAGGAGACAAGCCUUCCAAGUAACAAAAUAAGCAAUUUUCAACUACCAGGGACGCCUUUCAGUUAGCGGUGUUGUUCUCUUCAUUUCUUCCUUUCUUUCUUUUCUUUUUUCAGUUUCAUUUUAGUUAACCUCAAACACUUUUAUUCCUCGAGCACUUUAAAUCCAAAUGUUGCAUCUAAGUACCCUUAGAAACAAGAGCUUUAAUUAUUUAUGUUAGGAAUAAUUAUUUAUGUGAUUAUUGCUGGGUU